UAUUAUUUUGUACAUGAGUCUGCUAGUGAUGGUACAUGUAGGUGAUGUAUGGUGUAAUAAUUGUACACAGGAGGAGUACACGGACAUGCAGACACUCUUCUCCGAUUGUACAGGCCGGGUAACGAGUGCCUACCAUGUAGUGGAGGGUGAGAGUAAGGAAAGUGCUACCUGCACCCUCUUCACAGACUUAGUCGAGGACUGCGGGAAAAUCUGGGAGAACUGCCAUUCAGACGGGGACAUCAGACGAAUGAAGGACAUGCAGUUAGAAGCCCUGCUGGGGCAGUAUGUAGCCUCUGGUUUAGUUCAACUUAAAGAUUGUCAAUAUGUUCAACAAUAUUGGGGUGCAGAGGAGGCGGGGGGAGCAGCAGGGACCUGCACAGAUAGAGAAUAUAUUCAAUCCCAGACCAAGUUUCAAUCCUGCUCACAUGCAGUCUCUACUCAAAUAUAUCAAACUUUUCAACAAGUUACAGAAGCAGCUAGGGUUGCAGAGCUUGUCUGUGACGCACUAAACAAUAUUUCAUCUAGUUGUCCUUCCCUACUACAGGAGUGUUUCGCACCUGGAGAUGUUCGACAAAUGGUUCGGCUUCAUCUUCAGGAGAUAAAAGGGUACCUAGUAAACCUAUCAACUGUGAAACUAGAUAACUCAAGUCUGGACACAUGCACUGCUUUAGAAAAGGUAAAAGGAGAGGAGUACUACGAGUAUGAUGAAGAAUAUGAGGAAGGGAGUUCAGAGUCAAGCUCAGAUAUUAGCUCAGAAAACAACUCAGAAGACAACUCAGCUAAGCUGAAGGAACUGCUAAUGGAACACAGAUCUCUUGAGCCUUCGGACGAUCCAGGGCUUUCAACUCAACCUUCAGAAGAGCAAGAGAUGAAAUUUACUAAAGAACCGGACUCAAAAUCCGCCAAACUGCUAGAAAAAUCUACAAAACAACAGACAAUCAAAACUAUUCAAUCGUCGGAGAUGAGAAGUGCUGGAAAUGUGAUUAACUGUCAGAAUUUCAUAAUUCUAAUCUCUUUCCUAAAACUAGUUCAAAUUUGAAUAUUUAACGAAAAGAUUAUAAAAUUCUGAAACUCUAUUCAUUUUUUUCUUAACAGUUUGUAAACAUUAAAAACUGUCACCUUUUUAUUACAUUAAUAAAAAUACUCUGUGUGCUCAUUAUAAUCUUUAUGAAAAUUAAUUAAAAUCCUCAUAUUUGUAAUUAGUUGGCACUGCAAAGUUUUGCGUAGUUGUAUUACGAUUAAUGGUGUAAUUUAAAUUUAAAAACGAACGUCCAUUUCUUACUAGACUUACCGUCUGAUAUUUGAUAAUUCCCAUAGCAACAAUGUCUACACCCAGUAAAAAAAGAUUACAGGUCUCCCUUAAACAGGUCAAACAAUGUCGAAAAUUAUUUUUUUAAAUUUUUAAUUAUGGUUUCUGUCCAGAUGUAAUAAC
Eurytemora carolleeae is the source of this 1432-nucleotide messenger RNA. RefSeq lists its product as uncharacterized. Lineage: Eukaryota; Metazoa; Arthropoda; Copepoda; Calanoida; Temoridae. The record is from RefSeq and is a predicted model, not a curated record.